UGUGUUUGGGGUUUGUCGGUGUGAAGCAGCAGCUCAGAGAGGAGUCAGUCUGCUGCUGGAUGGAGGAGGUCUGCUGGAGGGAGGGCAGCUCUCAGGAUAAAUGCGCUCUUUCAUUUCAAAGGGAGAGAAUUCCGUUAUACUGGAGCCGCAUAUUUACAUCGACAGAGACGCAGAGGAGGAACAAACAACAGGAGGGUUUUCUUUUUUUGUCACUUCAGGAGAAGAGGACAUGAUCGUGGAUGCGAAGUUAUCAGAGGAACCUCAAACUUUGCGCUUGAUGAACGGAGCCCGCGUCCACAGGAGAGUUUGAGCUCCAGGGACGCGCUCAGGAGUCCGGAGGGAGAAAGGCGCGCUGCUGAUGGACUGUUGGUGAAGGUGUUCCACAUUAGUGAUGCUUUAGUGACCCUGAACUGCGGCCUCUUGUUGGAUGAGACAGGUGCACCGAUUUUCACGCUCCAAACCACGGGUCACUGAGGUGUCAAUUAAGAUUUCGCCUUGAUCCUCAUCCACACGGACCACGUUCCCUCCGUGGUGUCACUCAUUUACUCCUCCGGGGACUUGAACGAGCGCAAAAACAAGAUUCCUCCUGUUGACUGGAAUUAUUCAAUCUUAAUUUAUAACAACGAGCUUCUCUGGUUACUCCUGAAGGGAGCUUUACGCACGUAUACGCGCAGCAGACAUGCCACUGCAGCACCGUUUCACUGGAUUUUACGCAUCUCUGGGGGAAAGAGAGAGUUGAAAAAGUGUGCGCGUGUGUGAAUGAGUGUGUGUGGCUGUGAGUGGGUGUAUGUGCGUGUGCAGGUAGAGGCCAAUGUACUGCAUCUCUAGCUCAGGGGAAACAACAUUGUGAACAGAGAAAAAAGAGAAAAGUAAAAGAGAGAGACUUGUUUUAAAACCUGUUUCACAAAUGGAGCUGCGUAAAUACCUGAUGUGCCUGGAGUUCAUCCUCCUCCUUAAAGAGUUUUGUCAGUGUUUCAACAUAGAUGUAAAGAAUCCGCGCAUCUUCACCGGUCCAGAGGACGCUCUGUUCGGCUUCUCUGUUUUACAGCAUGAGUCGAAUGGAGAGAAAUCAAUGCUGGUUGGCGCUCCCUGGGACGGGCCGCCCAACAACAGGAAAGGAGACGUGUAUAAAUGCAUCGUGGGGGACGAGAAGAACUCAAACUGCAGCAAAGUGAAUCUAGGUGAGAUUGCUCUCCAGAACGUCUCUAAAAACCUGAGGAACUCUCACCUGGGAAUGACCCUCACUCCAGACUCACCUGACGGCUUCCUGGCAUGUGCACCACUGUGGUCGCAGGAGUGUGGUACGUCUAUGUUCAGCACUGGCAUCUGUGCCUCGGUCAGCGAUGACCUAGUACCAAGAGAGACCAUCGCUCCAACAGCACAAAGGUGCUCCACAUACAUGGACAUUGUGAUCGUGCUGGACGGCUCCAACAGUAUCUAUCCCUGGUACGAGGUCCAGAACUUCCUCAGCAACAUCCUCAGCAAAUUCCACAUCAGCUCAGACCAGAUGCAGGUCGGUAUACUGCAGUAUGGCGAGGUAGCAGUCCACGAGUGGUCUCUGAAGGACUACCAGACCACACAUGAAGUGGUGGAGGCUGCCAAGAACAUCAGCCGACAGGAGGGACGAGAGACGCGCACGGCAUACGCCAUCCACAUGGCCUGCACAGAGGCGUUCAGUUUGGAACGUGGUUCGAGGGAUGGAGCCACCAAGGUGAUGAUCGUAGUGACGGACGGAGAGUCGCAUGACGGAGAGGAGCUACCAGAAGCUCUGGAGGAGUGCGAGAAGAGAAACAUCACAAGAUACGCCAUCGCUGUUUUGGGUCAUUAUAUCCGCCGGCAGCAGGACCCUGAGACGUUCAUUAACGAGAUCAAGUACAUCGCCAGCGACCCUGAUGACAAAUUCUUUUUCAACGUGACAGAUGAAGCAGCGCUCAAUGACAUUGUGGACGCUCUGGGAGACCGAAUCUUCACCCUGGAAGGGACACUGGGCUACAACGAGAGCUCGUUCCACAUGGAGAUGUCUCAGAUCGGCUUCUCCACACACACACUGGAUGAUGGCAUUUUGUUUGGGAUGGUCGGCGCCUAUGAUUGGGACGGUGGCGUGUUGAAGGAGGGGAUCAACGGACGCAUCAUCCCGCCCAGAGAGGCCUUCGAGAGCGAGUUUCCGCUGGAGCUGAAGAAUCAUGCUGCUUAUUUAGGUUACACGGUGUCAUCUGUGAUAGUUGGAGACUGGAGGAGGCUGUAUGUAGCUGGAGCUCCUCGCUUCAAACACAAAGGCAAAGUCAUCCUGUUUGAGCUCAGUGACGACGGCGACGUCAACAUCGUACAGGCCCUCAAUGGAGAACAGAUUGGGUCUUACUAUGGCAGUGAGGUGUGUGGGAUGGAUAUCGACCAGGACGGCAUCACUGACAUCCUCCUGGUUGCUGCUCCGAUGUACCUCGGCUCAGGAAACAAGGAGGCUGGGAAGGUCUACAUCUACAGCCUCAGUGGGGAGGAGGCGUUUGUAUCUAACGGGACUCUGAAGUCAGAGGAGAAGUCCCAGGACGCCAGGUUUGGUUAUGCACUGGCGUCCGCCCCUGACCUCAACCACGACGGCUUCACUGACCUGCUGGUGGGAGCCCCACUGGAGGACGAGCACAGGGGGGCCAUCUAUGUCUACCAUGGAGAUGGCAUUUACAUCAACCACAAUUAUAAACAGCGUAUCGCAGGGUCAUCGCUCUCCUCCUCCAUGCGGUACUUUGGCCGCAGUGUGAGUGCUCGGUUGGACUUGGAUGGAGAUGAGCUAAUAGACUUGGCAGUGGGAGCACUGGGCAGUGCUGUGCUGCUCAGCUCUCGCAGCAUAGUCCAGAUCAACGUGAGUCUGUCCUUCCAGCCGCACUCCAUCAACGUCAUUCAGAAGACCUGCCAGAGAGGUGGCAGAGAGUCAGCCUGUCUGGAUGCGACUGCCUGCUUCACAGCCGUCUCCCGCUCCCCUGGACCACACAGCAACAGCUUUGACCUGUGGGUGUCAGCGAUGUUGGAUGACAGGAAGUUGUCUGCACGGGCCCUGUUUGACGACAGCUCCCAAAGACAGACCCAGAUGGUUGUCCGAGUCCAAACGGGACAAACUCUCUGCUACAACCUGCCCUUUCAUGUUUAUGACACAGCAGAUUACAUCCGUCCAAUCAGCUUCUCGCUGCGGUUUAAGAUCAACGACACGGAGAGUGGUCCGGUGUUGGAUGAGGGCUGGCCAACCACUGUUAAGAAAUUUAUCGCGUUCUUCAAAGACUGCGGUGAGGAUGACGUGUGUACCACAGACCUGGUGCUGCAGGCUCAUAUGGACAUCUCUGGGACGAGACAGAAGCCUUAUGUGAUUCGCAGCCCUCGUAGGCGUCUGGCGGUGGAGGUGCAGCUCCAGAACAGACUUGAAAACGCCUACAACACCAGCCUGACGCUGCACUACUCACGCAACCUGCACUUCUCCAGCCUCAGCAUUCGGGAGGAUGCCCACUUUAAGAUUGAGUGCACAGCGCUCGGUGCCAACAGCCACUCGUGUAACGUCAGCUAUCCAGUGUUUCGCUCCCAGUCAAAGGUGAACUUCAUGCUGGAGUUUGAGUUCAGUUGCACGUCUCUGCACAGUCGAGUCCAGAUGAAGCUCCAUGCUGCCAGUGACAGUGUGGAGAGGGAGGAUACGCUGGGGGACAACAGUGUUCAGCUGCAGAGUUUUGUUCAGUAUGAACCGGACCUGUUUGUCAGCAGUGACUCUAAUUUGAACCGAUACGAGGUUCACCCCACGCGGACAGUGUCAGAGGCGAUUGGACCAGAGUUCUAUACACACCUCAGGCUGCAGAACCUCGGCUGCUACUCUGUGAGUAAUCUGGUGUUGAGGCUGCAUCUGCCCUCUGUGGCUGCAGGAGACAGAGUGUUCAUGACUGUCACUGAGGUCUUCUCCUACAACGCUACAGGAGUGAACUGCAGCGUGCUGAGUGAUCUGGCCCAGCUCAAAGACAGACACAGAGAUGUGCGCCCCCUACAUCCAGAAGACAUGAUGCAGAACGACAUACUGAACUGCAGCAGGUCGUGGUGCACGGAGGUUGUGUGUGAAGUGCAGCAGCUCCUGAGAGGGCAGACUGCCCUCAUUCGUGUCAGCCGCAGAGUCCAUGAUGACUUCUUCAGAAAAGCCAAAUAUAAGUCAGUGAGGAUAAUGGGUGCCUAUCGCCUGGCAGCUCAGGAGACUAACCUCAUCACUCUGGACACAGGAACAGACUGGAGGGAGACUGUACUGGAGGUGCUGAAGGGCAGAGCUAUUCCAAUCUCACUCUGGAUUCUGAUCGGCAGCAUCAUCGGAGGGUUGCUGCUACUGGCCCUCAUCAUUUUCGUACUGUGGAAGCUGGGGUUCUUCACACGCAAACACAGAGCAGAGGAUGAGAACCAUGAGGACUGAGCCCAUCGUCUGCUGCCAUGACAACGGUAAUUUGCCAUGACAACUACCACAUGAGCCGAGUCCAGAGAUUGGACUGGAUUGGCGACAAAGAUGCAACUGGGACCUUCAGGACCAAAGAGAGCAUCACGGGGGUCAAACAGAAAUGCACUACCCACUAUUUCCAGCAUCGGGAGCACUUGUGUAAAUAAUCUUUUUUUAUUGUAUGGAACGCCAGUGUGUAUUAAACCACAAUACUUCUAUUUAAUAUACAGAAAUCUUCAUGGUUUUACAGUCACUUUGUCGUAUGUUUGUCCUUCAAGUUUUGUGUUUGUUCUUUAAUGAAAUUAAAAGUGUUGAAAAGUU
Hippoglossus stenolepis (Pacific halibut) is the source of this 4765-nucleotide messenger RNA. RefSeq names its product integrin, alpha 10 (gene itga10). Gene Ontology annotation, cellular component: integrin complex; external side of plasma membrane. The record is from RefSeq and is a predicted model, not a curated record. Gene Ontology annotation, biological process: cell adhesion mediated by integrin; integrin-mediated signaling pathway; cell-cell adhesion. The transcript is spliced from 30 exons. The coding region runs from base 908 to 4423 and encodes 1171 amino acids. Lineage: Eukaryota; Metazoa; Chordata; Actinopteri; Pleuronectiformes; Pleuronectidae. Gene Ontology annotation, molecular function: integrin binding.